UGGUUCUCCCCGAAAUGCGUUGAGGCGCAGCAGUUGACUGGACAUCUAGGGGUAAAGCACUGUUUCGGUGCGGGCUGCGCGAGCGGUACCAAAUCGAGGCAAACUCUGAAUACUAGAUAUGACCCAAAAAUAACAGGGAUCAAGGUCGGCCAGUGAGACGAUGGGGGAUAAGCUUCAUCGUCGAGAGGGAAACAGCCCGGAUCACCAGCUAAGGCCCCUAAAUGACCGCUCAGUGAUAAAGGAGGUGGGGGUGCAAAGACAGCCAGGAGGUUUGCCUAGAAGCAGCCACCCUUUAAAGAGUGCGUAAUAGCUCACUGAUCGAGCGCCCUUGCGCUGAAGAUGAACGGGGCUAAGCGAUCUGCCGAAGCUGUGGGAUGUCAAAAUGCAUCGGUAGGGGAGCGUUCCGCCUUAGAGGGAAGCAACCGCGAAAGCGGGGGUCGACGAAGCGGAAGCGAGAAUGUCCUGCUCCAAGUAUAAUUUCCAGGCGUUCCGUAUAUGAACCUCUUCAAACAGGGCUUAUUGCUAUCGAUUCGAUGAUCCCUAUAGGGCGCGGUCAGCGCGAGUUAAUUAUUGGGGACAGACAGACUGGCAAAACAGCAGUAGCCACAGGUACAAUUCUCAAUCAAAAAGGACAAAAUGUAAUAUGUGUUUAUGUAGCUAUCGGUCAAAGAGCAUCCUCUGUGGCUCAAGUAGUAACUAAUUUCCACGAGGAGGGGGCCAUGGAAUACACUAUUGUAGUAGCUGAAAUGGCGGAUUCACCUGCUACAUUACAAUACCUCGCUCCUUAUACGGGAGCAGCCCUGGCUGAAUAUUUUAUGUACCGCGAACGGCAUACUUUAAUAAUUUAUGAUGAUCUCUCCAAACAGGCACAAGCUUAUCGCCAAAUGUCCCUUCUAUUAAGAAGACCCCCCGGCCGUGAAGCUUAUCCCGGGGAUGUUUUUUAUUUGCAUUCACGCCUUUUAGAAAGAGCCGCGAAAUUAAAUUCUCUUUUAGGCGAAGGAAGUAUGACCGCUUUACCAAUAGUUGAGACUCAAUCUGGAGACGUUUCUGCCUAUAUUCCUACUAAUGUAAUCUCCAUUACAGAUGGACAAAUAUUCUUAUCUUCAGAUCUAUUCAAUGCCGGAAUUCGACCUGCUAUUAAUGUGGGUAUUUCUGUUUCCAGAGUAGGAUCCGCGGCUCAAAUUAAAGCCAUGAAACAAGUAGCUGGCAAAUCAAAAUUGGAAUUAGCUCAAUUCGCAGAGUUACAAGCCUUUGCACAAUUCGCCUCUGCUCUGGAUAAAACAAGUCAGAAUCAAUUGGCAAGGGGUCGACGAUUAAGGGAAUUGCUUAAACAAUCUCAGGCAAACCCUCUCCCAGUGGAAGAACAGAUAGCUACUAUUUAUACCGGAACGAGAGGAUAUCUGGAUUCAUUAGAGAUUGAACAGGUAAAUAAAUUUCUGGAUGACUUACGUAAACACCUAAAAGAUACUAGGGUCUUUCUGUCCAGGUGCAGUUACGGCCGCCGUUCACCGGGGCUUCGGUCGCCGGCUUCCCUGUCAUCAGUUCACCAACUUGCUCGGUCUGUUCAAUUGCGGCCUUAUAAUGCAAUCUCAUUCUCUGGUCCAAUCGCGGUUUUUGUUUCUGUAUUCCUUAUUUAUCCACUGGGGCAAUCUGGUUGGUUCUUUGCGCCGAGUUUUGGCGUAGCAGCAAUAUUUCGAUUCAUCCUUUUCUUCCAAGGAUUUCAUAAUUGGACGUUGAACCCAUUUCAUAUGAUGGGAGUUGCCGGAGUAUUAGGCGCGGCUCUGCUAUGCGCUAUUCAUGGAGCGACCGUAGAAAACACUCUAUUUGAGGACGGUGAUGGUGCAAAUACCUUCCGCGCUUUUAACCCAACUCAAGCUGAAGAAACUUAUUCAAUGGUCACGGCUAACCGCUUUUGGUCCCAAAUCUUUGGUGUUGCUUUUUCCAAUAAACGUUGGUUACAUUUCUUUAUGCUAUUUGUACCCGUCACCGGUUUAUGGAUGAGUGCUAUUGGCGUAGUAGGCCUGGCUCUGAACUUACGUGCCUAUGACUUUGUUUCCCAGGAAAUCCGUGCAGCGGAAGAUCCUGAAUUUGAGACUUUCUACACCAAAAAUAUUCUUUUAAACGAGGGUAUUCGUGCGUGGAUGGUAGCUCAGGAUCAGCCUCAUGAAAAUCUUAUAUUCCCUGAGGAGGUUCUACCACUUAACGGCGAGAUUUAG
Lolium perenne is the source of this 2216-nucleotide messenger RNA. RefSeq names its product ATP synthase subunit alpha, chloroplastic-like. Gene Ontology annotation, biological process: photosynthesis, light reaction; proton motive force-driven ATP synthesis; photosynthetic electron transport in photosystem II. NCBI's taxonomy places the organism in Eukaryota, Viridiplantae, Streptophyta, Magnoliopsida, Poales, Poaceae. Gene Ontology annotation, molecular function: ADP binding; proton-transporting ATP synthase activity, rotational mechanism; ATP binding. The record is from RefSeq and is a predicted model, not a curated record.